Rhodotorula toruloides NP11 is the source of this 1374-nucleotide messenger RNA. Its product is annotated as nitrosoguanidine resistance protein. Gene Ontology annotation, cellular component: membrane. The record is from RefSeq and is a predicted model, not a curated record. Bases 1 to 1374 code for a protein of 457 amino acids. NCBI's taxonomy places the organism in Eukaryota, Fungi, Basidiomycota, Microbotryomycetes, Sporidiobolales, Sporidiobolaceae. The transcript has 7 exons.
AUGUCAACGGGCAGGAACGAUGCUGCGAUGGCACACACAGGCCCGGCUGGUGCUUCCGUUGCUGGAGGAGCGGGACGAGGGCUUUCGCAACGACCCGAUCCAGUCCGCCUCGCCCUGAGGAAGCUCAUCCCGGCCGGCGUCCUCUUCCUCCCCGUCUUCUUCAUCACCGCGCUGUGGAUGUAUGGCGCACUCUACCACACCGCAGAACACGCUCACAACCUCAGCGUCCUCGUGGUCGACUUUGACGGCGGAUCAGUGGGCGCCGCACUUCUCGCCGCCGUUCGGUCCGUCAACGGCCAGAAGACGCUUCCGACAUUCGUCGUCGCCAACGCGAGCUCCAUCACUCGCGACGAAGCGUUACAUAGGGUCUUUGAUGGAGAGUACUGGGGAGCGGUGUUCGCGACGGCAGGCGCGACGAGUCGGUUCGAGGCGGCUUUGGCGGGCGGAGGUGCAGCGGCGGGCUACAACGCCUCGCAGGCGUUCGAGUACAGCGGACUCGAGGUUCGAUAUCCUACAGCUUGGUCCGCCGUCGUCCUUUCCGCCCUCAAUCGCGUCCUGCAGACGAACGCACACAUCUUCAACGCACAGACUGUCGCGCCUCUCCUCGCCUCCAGUACCGCCCUCUCGCCUUCUGCGGCUCAAGUAGCCGUCAACCCGCUCGGCUCGACUUACAUCAACCUGACGCCCUUCUCGUUCGGUUCGCGAAUCGUCCUGAACACUAUUGGCUUUGUCUAUCCAUUCCUCUUCCAAUUCUUCUUCCUUCUCGCGCUCAACGGCAUCUUCACCGCAACGGGCGCAUAUCGCAACCUCUCGCUCGCACGCCACCUCACUCUCCGCCUCUGCAUCUCUAUCCCAUGGACCCUCGCAACUUCGCUCUGCGUCGCGAGUUGGGCAGUCAUGUUUGACGAGUCGUACGAUAUGAAGGCGAAGAACUUCUUUGCUCUGUGGGCUGUCUUGUGGGUCUUCUCGACAAUCACGUUCGAUACGUUCGACAUCCUUUCGACCUGGAUCCCACCUGCUUUUCUCGCCUACAUCACCAUCAACGUCAUCAUCAUGAGCGUGUCCGCCGUGAUCUGGCCUAUCGAGCUCGCGAACCGCUUCUACCGGAUCCACUAUGCCUUCCCCAGCCACGCCACCUGGUCAACGAUGAUCACCAUCUUCGGAAACGGCGCCGUAAACCGCCUCUACCGCGACCUCCCUAUCCUUGCAGCUUGGCUUGUGGUCCUGAAGAUCGGCGUUGUCCUCUCGCUGCGGAAGAGGGCACGGGAGGGUGUAGCGGUGGCGGGAGGAACGGAGACGGCGCCUCCUGCGGAGUCUGCGGGAGAGAGGGAAGCAGCCCUGAGUGCGCGCUCAGUGUCAGACGAGGAGAAGUAG